AUGAAUGAUUUACAUUCCGUAUAUGCAAAUAUGAGCGAAAAAGACAAAAAGAUUAUUUCAGAAAAAUUAAUAAAUAUACUUGAUAAUUUUCACGAUACAAAUAAAUGCCAUGUUUCUGAAUUUGUUGUUGUAAGUAGAACGCGUUUUUUAAAGUCAAUUAGCAAUAAUGGCGAAUUUCUGCUGUUGCAAUCGUCUUCCCGAUUAAUAAGCAAUUAUGAAAGCAUUUUAAGGUUAUUAUAUAAAUCAAAAGUGUAUUUAGAAUGUGUUAAGUGUUUACAGUCUAGAAUUGAUAAUUUAGACAAAAAUAAAAAACAAGAAGAUGAAAUUUUAACAUUUAUUAAUUAUUUAGAAGCAAAAAAAAAAAAAUAUUAUUAUUAUAUAUGUGGAACAUUAAUAAAAUAUAUUAUUACAUCACUCAAAAAAAAUGACAAUGUUUUAGGAAAUGAUUGUAAUAAUACAGAUUUAAAAAAAAAUGAAAAAAACAACAUUGAUGUGUAUGAUAAAACUGGUAUUAAUAUAGAUGAUAAACCUAAUGAUUCAAACAUACGUGAAACCAAUAAAUUAAAUAAUAAUGACGAAAAAAGUAUUAUUGAGCCUUUUAAUGAAUUAGAAGAAUAUGGAAAUUAUUUAUGUAAUGUAUUAAAUCAAAUGGAUAGUAAAUCAUGGAAAGAUAAAAAGUAUGAAGAAUAUUUAAAGAUGAUAAGUUUAAAUGAUGAAAUUAUAAUUGAGGAACAUGAUAAAAAUGACACAUCAGAAAUUUCUAGCUUUGCAAAUAUUGCAAAGGCUCCAAAUAAUAUGAUAUUGCUACCAAAAUAUUUAGAAAAUGUAAGAAAUUCUAUAUAUAAUCAUCAAAAUAAAUCAAUAUUGGAAGUUAAAUUUAUGGUAGAAAAUGCUAUGAGUAAUAAUUCAAAAUCCCCUUUAUUUAAAACAGGUAAAAUCACAAGUGAAAUGAUUCCUUCUCCUGAUUAUGAAAAAUAUGGUUUUAGUACAAAAUAUGAUUCUUUAAAUAAAUCAGAUAAUACUUCAUUAGUACAAGACAUGAUAUUCAAAUUUUUUAACCUUAGUAAAAAUAAAAAAAAUGAUUUUAUAUCAUCAAAUGAAUAUUAUAUUAACAUUUUUGAUGUUUUUAAUAUAAUUUUUAAAGGAAUAAAUUCUAUGAAAAUUGAAAAUGAAGAAAUUCAUAUAUUUCUUAAGCAAUUAUUGAUUAACACAAAGCUAAAUUAUUCUUAUAUUCUUAAUAAAAAAUUAGAAGAUAAACAAUCCUUAAAUAUUGAAAAACAAAAUAAUAUUAUUUCCACAUUAAAUAUAUAUAAAAAUUCAAAUAUUUGCAAAGAAGUAUUAAAAUAUGCGAUUGGAAAUAAUGACAUAGCAUUAACAUUAACAGUUGUAGACACAUUUUUAACAAUAGCUAUAUAUGAAAAUUCUCUCAAAGAAAUAGUUAAUUUUCUUAAUACAAUUGCGGAAUGCAUAAUUAUCCCUUAUUUAAGAUCUGAAAUUUUAUCAUUUUACAAAAAAAAUUAUAGUGAAAGUGUACCAUCAGGGGGCAAAAUAGAUAAUUUAAUUGACUACAACAAGACAAUACCGAACAAAAAUAAAAUUAAUAGUGAUAAAAAUAAUAGAAUUAGCGCUAAUAUAAUCAAUGAAAAUAAUAAUAGUGAGCAUUUAGUAAAUUAUACAAAUUUUCAGAAAUUUAUAUGCAAAAUCCCGCUGCAUGAAUAUGAAUCCUUGAAAUUGUUAGAAUUAUUUUCAUUGCAGUAUCCAAUGUUUUUGAAAAUUAAUAACACCUCGAAAAGACAUUUAAAAGAUAUACCUAAACCUUGUGGAUAUUCUACAAAUAUACUUCCAUCACAUGGAUCAUAUAUAUUUCAAGUCGUUGUUUCAUUUGAAAUUGAUAAUUCUAUAAAAGUAUUAGAUGAGCAAGGAUCUAAGUGUAAAAUUUUGUUUCAAUUAAAUGAAGACGACGAUAUUAGCAAUAAUACAAAUGACGGCAAUAAUCAAUGCAAUAAAUAUAAUAUAUUGGAGAUUAAUUUUAUUAAAAACUAUAUGUAUACAAAAUUAAUAAAGCCCACAAAAUCCAUCAAUGAACAAGAAUAUUUUCCCCAAGAAUUAGAUGAAAAUAGUUGUGGCAAUAAUAAUAGUUCAUUAAAAGUCCAAAAUAAUAAUAAUGAAAUUUGCAAAAAAUAUAAAAAUAAAGAUACAACUAAGCAAGUGAAUGCAUAUGAUGUAACAAAUAUGAAUGCAAUUAUAUUUGAUAUAUUAGUUGAUCAAGGAUGCUACAAUAAUGAUAACAAUAGCAUUUCCGAUUUCCAGAAUAAUCACGGUAAAAUAGUUAUUUAUUCAAACGGAAAGCAUUUAUUAACAACAAAUAUUAAAAAAAAUUCUUCUUCUUCUUUUGAUAAUAAAAUAUUCACGAGUAAUAGUAUCAGCUUAAAAGUGUAUGCUUCUCACACAUGUAAUAUUGAAUUUCCAAAUGAAUAUUCAUGGUCUGCAGCAUUUGUUGAUGAAUUAGUAAACAGAAAAUUGCUUCCAGAUGUAAAUAAUGAUUUUCUAUUUAAAAACUCAAUUAAUAUAAUAGAGCUCUAUAAUAAAGUCUCUAUUGCAUUAAAUCGCUAUAUAUACCACUUUUGUAAUUGGGCUGAUGAUGAUUAUAAAAAAAUAAUAGAAAAGGAAACAACAUAUAAAUUAUAUAAUAGUAUAGACAUUUUAACUUUUGAAUCAUUAAUUAAAUACACCGAAAACAAUAAUAAAAUUCUCAAAAAAUUAUAUAAGUUAUCAUGCAUGUGUGUAUCGGAAAAAAUUAAUAGUAAUAAUGAAAAUAAACAUAUUACAGACAAUGCAAAUUGCAUAAAUGGCUACAAUGGACCAGUAAAGAAAUAUCGAGAAUAUUUAUAUGAGUGGAAUAAAAUAUCGGAUUCCCAUAUAUGUGCAUUAAGUAUUCUGAAAUUAUAUUUAAAGAAUAACAUAGACACAUAUAAUAUUAGGAUAGAAAACAAUGAACAAUUUUAUUCAUUAUCAGAACGAUUAAUAUUAGCAUUUUUAAAAAUAAUUAAAUUAGAAACACCAUUUGUAAAUAUAAAAGAAUUUUUUGUAAAUGAAUAUUAUGAAAUGGAAGAAUUAGACUUAAAUGGUGUUUUAUGGUUAUUGCGAAGGAAUGUAUUCCAAAUACUUUUAGAGGCGGACAAAAUAAUUAUAAGUAAUAUAUUUAUGAGAAUAAACAUUGAUAUUAUUUUGAAGCUACUAAAGUUUUUUUCAGAAAAUAAUAUAUUAGAUUCACAUAUGAUUUUGAAGUUAUUGAAAUCUUUAGAACAUAAAGGGAUUUUAGAAAUUAUGAUGAAACGAAUGCUAAGUGCACCAUACAGUAACCAUUACGACAGUUCCAUUGAUGAUAGUUACCAUAGUAAUUAUAAUGAUAAAUAUCAUUAUAAUACCCACAACUAUAACACAAGUGAAAAUAAUUAUGAUGCCAGAUAUCAAAAUAUAAGUUCCCCCACUUUUUCAUCAUCAUCAUGCAGCAGUUCUAGUUUUUAUAAUAUAAACGGAAACUAUUUGAAUGAAUUUAAUACGCCCCUUAAAAAGGAAGAAAAAACAAAGAAACGAAAAUAUUAUGAAGAAAAUAAGCAUGAAAUAGAAAGAUAUGGAAAAAGAAAAAGAAAUUCUCGAUUUAGAAUAAUAGACAAUACAUAUUUUGGCGUUUUUGUUGAAGAAUUAAUUUUAUUAAUAAAUAAUCAAACAAGUGAUGCAAUAAAUAUACCGGUUGUGCAGCACAAUGAUGAAAAUGAUUUUUUAAUUGAAAACAAGACAUGUGAAUUUAUACAUAAAUUAUGUUUUUUUUAUGAAAGUGAACCACAAAAAGAAAUAUUAUCAAAUUAUAAAUAUUUUGAUUUCUGUAUAAAAAUAAUUAAUGAAAUAAAACAAAAAAAUACCAAUGUAAGUAAUGCAAGUGAAGUUGCAUCUAUUUUCUUCCGAGGUAUUGUAUUAAUGCUAACGACACAUAUAUUGACAAUAGUAACAGAAUAUGAAUCAGAAAAAGCCUUUUUAUAUCAACCAGUUAUUCCAUUUUAUAACUUACAUAAUAAAAUGUCAAAAAAUAAAUUUCUAAAUAAAGAAAAUAAUAAUAUUAGUAUGCAAUUAUCCAAUCCAGAAUAUGUAGUAAACAAUAUAAACCAAACAGAUUUUAUGGAAAACAAUUUUGAGAAUUCUCCAAUUUUAAAAAAUCAAUAUUUAUAUAAUUCAGGUGGCUUUUUCGAAGAUAAUCUUAGUUAUAAUAGUAAACAUUCUAGUUAUAUAUGUUCGGAUUUGUCUUUCCUUAACAAUGAUAAUUCGAAUAUUUUAAAAUAUGAAAAAUGUAGAGAAGAAAAAAAUAUGUGGAUGCCUUUAAUUUCUACUGAAUCCCCAGGAUUGAUUGAUAAUGCCUUAUCAAAUUCAGACGACUCUGGUACACAUGGAUUGUGUGUAAAUAAAAAUAAUCCAUCACUUUUUAUUGCCAAUAGUAUAGAAAAUAUAUGUAAUAGUAAUAGAAAUGAUAAAAGUGAUAAAAAGAAAGGAAAAAAACAUAAUACCAAAAAAGACAAGCAUACAAUAUUUCCAGAAUACAGUUAUAACUCUGAUGAAUCUGAUGAAUUUUAUAUUAGAAAAAAGUUACAAGAUUUUUAUGAUAAAAAUGGUGAUUCGAUAGCCUUUAAAACACAAAUGAAUGAUGUUAUUCAUCGUUUAGCUAAAAAGAAAAAUUAUGAUAAGAAUAGCAAAAAAUUGAAAAAAAUUAAAAAAAAAAUAAUAAAGUAUGUAACUGAUUCAAAUAAAUUAAGUUUUAUCUUCUCUCUUUUGGAAGAAAUAUUGAAAAUCAUGCUAUCAGUUGGUUUACGAGUUUUGUCUAGUAUUUCAUAUCAUUAUUUAUAUGAAAAAAAUGGCAUGCACAAAUUUAUACACAUAUUUGGAUCAAAAAUGAUUAGAAAUGGAUUAAAUGAAAAAAUGAAUUUUCUUCAAUUAUGUGAAAAUAUGAUUAAACCUAAAAGAUUAACGCUAUUACAAUCAUGUAAUUUCAUUAUAAGCGGAAUUAUUCCAUGCUUAGGAUAUGUUACAAAUUUGUUCGCUGAAAAAAAAAUUAACAAAUACUCAUAUAUAAAAGAAUUAAAAAAUCAUUUGUCUUUAAAAAUGGCUUUAAAUAUUUGGCCAAUGUUUUUAAAAAUAACAUUACAAGGAUUGUUAACAUCAAGACACUUAUCUUUUGAAAUGUCAGUGCAUAAAGAUAAUUUACAUCCCAUCGCAGAAUGUUGUAUAAGUAUUACAAGUUUAGCUACUCACUUCUUAACAUUCUUCACUAUUAUGUCAGAUAACCUAAGCAAAUAUGAAAUAUACGUGAACAUGCGAAAAAAUUUAAAAGAUUCAUCUAAUUCAUAUCCAAUACCAUUGAUUUUAAUUGAUGCAGCAAAAUAUAUUCGCAUAUCGUCAAAAAAAAAUAAAUAUUUUGAUUUUGAAAAAGCUAUAAGAACUAUAUUACUACAACUUACAGAUUGUUCUGUAUGUGAUUAUGAAAAUUAUGUUUUUAAUCACUAUGUAAUUCCUCAAAGUAUAUCAAGAUUUUUAUCAAUAACAAAAAAUACAUGUGAAGAUAAUUACACAGAUAGUUACUCACCUAAUAAUAUAAUAAUAAAUGAAUCGAAUCACUAUGAUAACUUUAAUAAGACAAGCCUGUCUGUAGGAAAGGAAUGUAUUAACGCAUAUAAACCAUCAUAUGAUAAUGAAAAUAAUAUAUCUCAAAAUUUAAAAUCAGAUAGUUAUAAAAUUAAAACAGAAAAAAUACAAUUUUCUGCACAGGAUGAGAAGUGUAAUCCUGUAAAUAAACGAAGCAUAGAAUUUUUACAUAAAUUAUUGAAAAACGAUAAUGAUGCUAUUAAAGAUUUAGGAAAAUUUUAUAAUGUAUUUCAUAAAAAUUUUGAAAGAGUGCAAAUAGCAUUUGUUGCUGUAUUUUUGUAUCUUAUUGGUUAUAAUCAUAUAGAAAACAAUGAAGAUUCAAAAAAUACACAAAAUGAAUUAAUUAAUGAGGGUAAUGAAUAUAAUUCAUCUUUAAAAGAAACAUUAGAAAUAAAGAAAAUAACAAUAGCUUGCAAUUUAGCUAGACAGGGUGUCAUUGAUUUAAUAGCAAAAAGUCAGACACAAAAUAAUAAAAAAAAUGAAGAAAAUAAAUCAUUGAACAAAUCAAAAAAUGGUAAUAAAAGUUAUAAUAGUAUGGAAUCUAUUGAAUUUGAUAAUAAAUCAUAUGAUGGUAUCAAAAAUAUAAAAAAUGAUUAUGUAAAUCGCGUAGAUAACAACGAACAUAACAAUUGUAAUAAUAGUAAUAUAUCUAAUGAACUUCAUCUAGAUAAAGAUGCAACAUCAUAUAAUGAAAAACAGUCUUUUAAUUCAGAAAAUAUCUAUAAAUAUGGAUUAGAUUAUACACAAAUUUCACUAGAUAACGCAGACGAAAAAAGUAGUAAUAAAACUAAUGAAUCAGUAACAAUUGAUUUAAUUAAAAUAAAAAGAGAAAAACAAAUAAAUAAAAUUAUAAAGAAAUGUGAAUGGAUAAUGAACACAUAUCCAUAUGGAUUAUGCCCAGUAAUAGUAAUUGAUAACUAUUCUCAUGAAUGGGAUGAACAUUUUGUAUUUAUGAGAAGAAAUUCUUAUGAUAUACCUGUUACUAUAAGAAAAUUAUAUUCCGAUCGUAGCGAUUAUCAAUUAGUACAAGAAGCUGCAACUGUACCAGCAUUUACUAGUUCAUUAAAAACAAAUAUGUCAUCUUUGUGUUAUAUUGACAAUUUAUUUAGAAAUCAAAAUCGAAUGUAUGAUAAAAUAGAAUGUAUGCAAUUUAGCACAGAAACAAUUUUUGGUAAAAAUACUACAAGGAACAUGUGCCACUUGAAAAGAUUAUUAAGAACAUAUAAAAGAAAUAAUAUUUUAAAAGAAUCCAAUAAUAUUUACUUAAAAUAUAAUAGAGAUAGUAUAGAUAAUAGUAUGAUUGAUCAUAUUAUUAAGGCGCAAAAAUAUUCUAAUAGUUUUCAAAUUUGUGAUAGCACUAACUAUUACACGAAUUAUUAUAUUCCAGAAAAACAUAACCCUAGCUAUAUGAACAUUUUAAGAAAUGAUAGUAUUAAUUAUGAAAAUAACAAUAACAUCAACGAUGGAGAACUUUGCUUAAAUAAUCAAAAUAAUAAGAAUUAUAUUUAUCAGCAAGAGUGUAAUAAUAUUCUUGUCGAUGAAUUAAAUUACAACGCUACGAAUAAUAAAUCAAAUCGUUGUAUAUAUUCCCAAAAACUUUUAGAUGAAAAUGAUUUCAUGACCCAAGAUAUUAAUAAUAAUAUCAACAACUUGGAUAAAAACACAUAUUAUACUACAAAAAAUAGUAGUAGUUUUUUGGAAUAUGAUUGCAACUCGUCUUUUUUUAAUUUACAUGGUAUAUUUAAUAAAAAUAAUAUAAUCACUAAAUCGAAAUCAAGCAAUUUUAUCAGUAAUAAUGAAAAAAUACCUUUAUAUCUUGAUGAUAUGAAAAGUGAUCAAUAUUUGAAAAAUAUAAAAAAUUAUCCAUCUUUUGAUUAUAUUAAAAAUAGAUAUAAUUCUAUGAAUUCUGAAAAUAUGACCAUAGACAAUAUAGUAGAUCAUACAUUUGACUACAAUUAUACUACCCAAUUAAAAGAAAUAUUAAACUUUUUAAUUAAUGAUAUUGAACUUGAAACGGUUUUAAAUAUCAUAAGAAUAGAGCAACUGACCCAUUUAUGUAGAUAUUUAAUUAGUCGAAGUUUAAAAUCAAUGUUAUGUGCAGGAAUAUUUGGAGGAAUAAAAAAUCCAAUAGUAAAUAUGAAAAAAAAUAAAAAAGAUCAAAAUGAGCAAUCACAAAAAGAUUGUUAUAAUUAUAAUUCUGAUUAUAUUCAGAAAAAAAAGAAAAAAAUUAAUUAUAAUGAAAAAAAUAUAGAUGACUUUAAUAAUCAAUCCAUAUCAAAUGAAUACGAUCAGACACAAUCAAAUAACGCGCAAGAAAAUAAUAAAACAGAUAAUUACAUUAUAUUAAAAAAAAAAAAGAGAUCACCAUCAUUGUGUGAAGGUAAUAAAUUAAGUUUAUAUACAGAUAAAAGGAAAUAUAAAAAGCUUGGUGCAUUGAAUUAUAAAUAUGAUAAUAAUAAGAUAAAAAGAGACAUAUUUAAGUUAUUAAAACAAAAAUCGGAAAAAAGUACACAAUGGCCUGUUAUUCUAGAUUUGCUUGUUCCUUCUCUAAGUAGAGGAACAUAUAAUGAAUGCAAUAGGACAAUUUCAAACGUUGAACCAUCUUUAUUUUCUGUACAAAAUUAUGGAUGGAUGCUUUUGAAAUUAUUGCAUAUUAUAAUUAUAAAAUUUAGAAAUAUAACCCCAUUGAAAAAUGUAAUAAACGUAAUGAACGAAAACAACAGAACUACAAACGGAUCAUAUUCAUAUAUGAAGGAUAAAAUUUCACAUAACUAUUGGUUUACUCAGCCAAUGGAAUACGCUCUUUCCUUUACAUUAACGGAUAUAACAAAAAGUAUAUGCAUUUGGUAUUUAAGAUAUAAUAGAAAAAUGAUAAUGAAUUCGGCAAAUUUUUCGCAAAUUAUAAAAAAUUCUAUGAACACGUUAUGGAUAGAAAGUGUUUUACGAUUAAUAGCUUUACAGAUAUGUUUGAAAGUAAAACCAUUGAAUGAUAGUAGAUAUGUUGUACCAUUCUUAUAUCAUAUGUUAACAAUAUGUCAGCCACUAUUGCGUGAAGUGCAUGUAAAUUUUGAACAAUAUAAAAAGACAAUUAAUUCUGUAAAUAAAAAACAACCAUUUAUGAAUCAUAAUAGUUCUAAAUUUAAAUUAAUAUGCUCACAUUGUUGCAAACCUGUUAAAAAUAUGUCAGGAAUCGUUAAUUUCAAAUCAACUCCAAUGAAAGAUAACAUUAAAAAUAAUAAUAUAAAUGAAAAAAUAGAUAGAAAAAUGGACGAACAAAAUAAUGAAGAAAAGAAAAAUGGACAUGAUGUCAAAGGAUACAUACAUUCUGAAAGAAUAGUUAAAAAACCAAAGCAAAUAAAACAAAGAAUACCAAUAGUACGAAAUUACAACUCUUUAGAACAUGAAAAUGCAAUCUUAUUAGAUAAUGUAAUUACAGGAGUUAUUAUUUAUCAUGAGUAUGUUGAUAAUAAUGAGCAUAUAGAUAAAGCUUUAAUAUUAGAAAAUUUAAAGGGUUUCGAAAUAACAAAAGAAUAUUUCCACAAAAAUCAAUACUUGGCUUUGUGUGUACAACAAUACAAAAAUUCUUCUCGAUAUACCUUGCCAUUAAAAAAUCUAAAUAAAUCUAUAAAACAUAUAAAACAAAAUUUAUUUCAAAAUGUGAACAAUAAAAUAAAUUCAUGCUUUUGGUCCAUAAGUGGUGAUCCUGUAUAUAAUAUAUAUGGAAAUUCUAGAACAAUAUCCGAUGUGCAACUAGAAAUAUAUGAUAAUAUGAAUCACGAUACUAAUUUAAAAUCAUUUUUUAUGAAAAACAAUUUUGAAUUAGAAUUUUCAAUUAACACAGAUACUAACGAUGUAGUAAACAUUUGGGUGAAAAAAAAAUCAAUUAUUAUAAAUGAGACAAUCGAAUGUGUGGAUCCCUCGGAGUUAGAAUAUAUAAGUCCAUAUUGUAAAAAGGACGAAUUAAUUGAUGAAGACAAGCCAUUAAAAAGAAAGAAACCACGAAAAAGCCAACACAACGAUGAAGAUAUGGUAAUAAAUACAUCAAGUAGUUGCAAUAAUAAUAUUAAUAAAUAUGGUUAUGAAAACUAUAAUUAUUAUAAUAAUGAUGAUAAUAAAAAUUAUGAAAAUACAAAUGAAGAACAUAUUUGUGAAUGUAUAAAAUCUUCAAUGGGCAUAGAACAUGCUUCUAAUGAUAAUAAUAACGAUGAUUCAUGCAAAAAUAGUGAAAGUGAUUAUUUUGAUGAUUAUGAAAACUUAAAUUAUAUAAAACUAAAAACUAUAAGUUGGAAUUUGAUUAAAACAAUUUUGUGGGGAAUAAUUGUUUCUGGAGAAAAUACAGAAAAUGAUAAAUCGUAUAAUAAUAUAUCUAAUGAGAGUAGUACAAAAAGUGUGAAAGGAAAACAUUGUAAUAUCAUCUAUGAUAUGUAUGAUGAAUAUAAAAAUAAUUAUAAUGAUUUUAAAUCUAAUUUCAAUACAGCUCAAAGAAAAAAUCUUAUAGAAUCAGUUUUAAAAAUGAUAAUGUCUGUUUUAAUAAAAUUAUGCAACAUUGUAAAAUUAUAUAAAGAUUUAACAAAAAAUAAAAAGGGUUCAUUUUACAUUAUUAUUAAUAAUACGAAAAUAAGCAAACACCAAGUAAAUGAUUGUGAAAAAAUGAUUAGUGAUUUUAUGCAUUCUUUAAUCAGUUGCAUUCAAAAUUCAUCAACUGGUGCAAUGAUAUUACUAAGGUGCUUUUUACUAGGUCAAGAUAAUCCUACAUAUUGCUUUAAAAAAUUAUCAAACCUUAAAAUAAAUUGUAACUUUUAUAAACUAAUUACUGAGUGUAUAAAGAAGGCUCCUGAUGAUGCUGAUGAUAUUACGGUUUUUUUUAACAAAUAUUUUGAUCAAUAUAUAUUAAAUAAUUAUAAUGAUGUAAUGGAAAAUGAAUAUAUAAGCAAUACACAAAAGGAUAAUAAUAAAAUUAGUAAAAUAUCAUUAAAAGACAACAUUAUUAAUGCUAAUUAUAAUAAUAACAAUAUGUUUUUAAAUGGAAAUUAUGAUAAUUUUAUAAAAGACAAAGGAAAAAACAUUAAAAUAUCAAAUAUUUUGCAUAAAAAUUAUGAUACUAAUAAUAUAAAAAAUAAUAAUUAUAAACAAGGAAAAAUACAAGGUUUGUUUUUACUCAGAUGCUUACCCCCCAUAAAAUUGUUUCCAAAGCAAUUGAUUCAUCAGGAAGCAAGAAAAUUAUUUCCUAAAGGAAAAAAUACUUUUGAUGAAAACACCAAAAAUUCAACAUCUAAAAAAGAUGAUACCAAUAAUUCUUCAAAUAAUAGUACUAAUGAUAAUAGUAAAGAUGAAAGUAUGGAUAAUUUUAUUAGCUCUAGAGAUAACUUUGAAUCUAUAUAUCAUCAAAUGGAUAUGAAUGAAUCAAGUAAUGAAUGUGAUUCACAAUACCGAAGUACACAAAAUAUAUUAGGCUUAAUACCUAGGAUAUCAUAUAGAAAUCAUCCAUUUCACGAUUUGCCCCAAUCUGAAUUUUUUAUGUCAGCUAGAUCAUCCGAUGACUUUGAAACACAAAUGGAAGGAAGAACAUUACGAGUUUUACGUGGUUUAAACCUAGGAGGUGUCGUUUUAUGUUUAGCACCACUUACAUUUCCAGCAUUAAAUGUUGGCCCUAAUGAAGUUAAUGAUAUAAUUAAUUUUCGUAUUCAAACAAGAGGUCGUUUUGGUGUUACGGUGGCACCUGCUGAAUGCGUACUUUCUAACGUUUCUGAAGUUUUUGAUAGAAAUGAUGUGGUUGGAUUUCGUACAAGCACAUGCCAGCCAUUUAGCCAUGAUGUAUUUGCAGCAAAUGUCCAAUAUGAAUUAGGUGAUCUUUUAAGUGUGAAAUUUAACGUAGAAGAUCAACAAAAUCAAAAGUGUUUAAGAACCGAACUUAUGGUUUCAGGAGUUAGUAUCGGAUCUGUUUUAGAAGUUUUAUUUGAAUCUGAUUCACAAAUUGAAUUUGAAAGACGAAUGAAUUUAAUUUUUAUUUUCCAAGACCCUAUGACUAUUUUGUAUGAAGGUCCAACAUUUACUAUGGACUAUGUCGACCCAACUACAAUAGAUUCAAAAAAUUAUAGAAAUAAUAAUAAAAAUUUAGAUGAAGAAUAUUUAAAUGAAUAUUAUUCCUUGACUGGAUGCAAAAAGAAAAAUUUUGAAAAAAAAUUAAAUAAAAUGUCUUUGAAGAAAAAAGAAUUCUAUGAAUCCGUAAAAUUAUACCAGUCAAUUCUUGGAUCAGAUAAUGAAAUUUUAAAAGGAUUAAAACAAGAAUUAAUAACAAGGAUGAGUAACACACUAACUAAAAUAUCUUAUAGUUUGGAAAAAAAUUCAUCUAAUCUGUAUUCGGAAAAUGAAAUUACAAAUGAUUUAUUUGUAGUUCAAAAAUCGAAGAAAAUAAAAUUAUUUAAUUCUAUUCGAUCAAUAGAAAAAAAUAAAAAUAAUAACAAUAGUCUAGAAAACAAUCAUAAAAAUGAAGAAAUUUCACAUAUAGACAAGGAUAAUUAUGAUGGUAGCAAUUAUAGUAGCAGUACAAAUAACAAUAGCUCAGAUCAUGGCAGUAAUAUUGAGAGUUUUAUUAAAAUAAAUAGAACUGAAAUUGAAAAAAAUAAAUCAUCCGAAGACUACUUAUUAUUCGAAUGUGAUAUCCCAGAUAAGAGAAGCCAUCAUACCAAUGAAGAAAAUAAUAUGAAUUUAUUAUAUUCAAAUGGAUAUAUAAAACGUAAAAUUAAUAUAAAUAAAAUAGUUAGAGAAAUAUUAUCUAUUAUUUGCAUUUUUGGGUUAACUAUAGAAAACAAGGAAAAAGCACCAAGUGAAAAUGAUAAAAAAAAAGAAAAGAAAAAACUCAACUUUUAUGAUGAACUUCCUUGGUUAAGUAGUUUAUCGGAAUUAAAGCAUUCUGUAGCUUAUUCUUUAGAUAUGAAAUGUAUUGAACUUUUUUUUUGUAAAUUGGUAGAUAUUAUAUGCAGUGAAUUCUUUGUAAAUUCUAUUUUUAAUUUUAUUACUAGCAAAUAUAAAGCAAAAAAUAAAUGUAAUUAUGAAGAUAAUAAUGGAGUCGAUAAAAACAAUAUUAAUAGUAUAAAAGGAGAAUCAAAAAAAAAGAAAAAAAGUAUAUAUCCAUUAAGAAAAUCAAGAUCAAAAAAUGAUAUAAUAGACACAGAAAAUAAUUUAUAUAAUAUGAGUAGCAGUGAAAAAAAUGAAAAUUCUGUCAACACGAACAGUCCAAAUAAUAGCGGUUCUAUGAAUAAUAAUGGUACACAAGAUGAAAAUAUGAAAAUGGAUUCCAUUUUUAUAGAUGAAUCCGGCUCAUCAGAAUCUUAUAGAAAUAAUUUUGAAAAUACAAAAAGUAAGGAAAUUAGUGAUGAUACAAAUGAUAAUGGCAAUAAUAAUAAAUGUGAAGACGAAUUGAAUUAUAAAAAAUUAAAUAUAUUCAAUGAUAAUAAAAAUAAUUUCUUUGAGUAUACUAUAUGUUUAAUAGCAACAAAAUCAGUUAUGUGUUGUUGUAUUUUAUUAAGAACGCUACUUGAAAUGAAUUCAGAUGGAAUUUAUGAACCUGAUAAAAAUGUUUAUGGGUCAUUUAAAAAGUUAUUAAAUUUUAUUAAAGUAUUUAAUUUUAUAGAUAUUGGAAUAAGUGAUAUAUUAAUUAAACAUUUUGCAAAAAAUAAUUCAAUUAAUAUUGAAAGGAUUUUUGGAAAAAAUAAAAAAGAUAAUUUCCAAAAUAGUUUUAAUAAUGCUGUCCCAUCCACAUCUUUUGUCCACAACUUCUUUGUAAAUGAGUCAAAUUCCAAAAAUUCAAAACACAAAAUAAAUAAUUCAUAUAAUGAAGACACACCAUCACAUAUAUAUCAUUCUAAUAAUUCAAAUUAUUUUAAAUUAAUAAAAAAUGAUGGAAUAAAUAAAUUUGGUGAUAAAAAAGAAAAUAUUAAUAUGAUAGAAAUAUUGAAACAUUGUGGAAUACCAUUUGAGUUUUUACAACAUUUUAAUCUAUAUCCUCCAGAAAUCAAAAGCCAACAAGUAAUAACGCAAAAUGAUUCAAUUGAUUUAUGGACAUAUAUAUUAAAUAUUUUAGUUUGCUUUAAUUCUCAAAAUACUUAUUCAUUAAGCUUUCCACAUAAUAAUAUUAAUUUAACUUCUAAUUCAUUAAAAGAUACACUUUUUGACUUUGAGUAUUCUAAUAAAUAUCUUUCAAAAAAAAUUGCUAGUGCAUCCGCUAAUUUUUAUGCUGGUUAUGUUUUAAAAAAAUAUUUAAUAGACCUUUGUUGUGUAAUGACACUAUUAUUCCCUAAAUUGUUUAUGGAUGAGUUAAAAACAAGUUUAAAAAAUAUCAAUUAUGGCAAGAAAGUUAAGGAAGGAAUAAAUGGAAUUUAUGACCAUAAUGAUAAUAAUACUCUUGAAAGAUGUAAGCAACGACCCAUAAUAAAAAAAGGUGAAAUAAUUGAAAGACGUAGUAAGCGUAAUAAAAAGAAAGUUAUAAAAAUAAUAAAUAACAGCAAAGCAAAUAAGCAUGCCAAACAUACUAUAAAAGACGAAGAUGAUUCUAAUAUAUCAUAUAAAGAUAGCACGUCAUUAAAUAAUACAGAAGAAGCAAGUUUAGACUUCGUUAACGAUAAAACAAUUAUUGAAGGAAAUUAUUAUGGUAUAGAAGAAACAAAGGAAGAUAAUGUUUUAUGGAAUAAUAAUGAUGGUAUAAAAAAUCAAAAUAUUAAGGGAAAUUUCAAUAUUAAAUCAUACUUACAUAAAAAGAAUAAAAAUAAACUAAAUAAUAAAAUAAAUAAUAUUGGCCAAUUAUUUAAUUUAGGAUUAAAACAUAAAGACGAAAUUUUAAAUAUUUUUAGUAUUAUUUAUCUAUUCCGUAUGUGUGUUUAUUAUCUUAGUAGGAAUAAAGAUUUUAGAAAAGAAGAUUAUUGGCAAAAGUUUCAGGGACAAUUAAGAAAUGCAAAAAUAAAAGAAAAUGUGUAUAAAUUAAUUAAUGAAAAGAGUUAUAAAUAUUCGAUUUUAUAUGGAUGGCAAAGAAUAUUUUAUAAAUCUGUUGUUACAUGGAAAGAUAAAAAGUUAGUAAAUCAGCUGCUAUUAAUAAUUCAAUGUGAAUUAUUAUACCAUUUAAUAGGUUCUAUUGUCCAAUGUAUUUCACAAAAGAGAGUUAAAGUAGAAAAUUUCCAUGCAAUUUCGCCUUCCGUACAUGUAGCACAUUGGUUAUUAGAUACAUUUAUUAGACAUCCAUUAUGUCCAUCACAAAUACGUUCAAGUUGUGUUACACCUAUUUCAGUUGCAUCAUUAUUUGGAUUAAUUGUUAAUGGAAGCCGCCUUCCUAUAAUUCUUGGUAUAGAUGUAUGCAGAUUGGUUUAUUGGUCUUGUGUUACUUAUAUAAUGCAAAAUAGAACAACUCAAAAAAAUUAUAAACAAUUGUUGAAUAUAGACAUGCUAACUCAAUUUAAUUUACCCACUGAAAACUUCGAUAAUAUUAUUAAUGACACUAUAUAUAACGAACAUGAUACCUAUCAUGUAAUAAACAAAACAACACAAACAAGCCGAGAAUCCCAAAUCACAUAUAAUAAUAUAAAAAAUAAAUAUCAAAGAAUAAAAUGUAAUUAUAAUGAAUUUUUAAAUUAUCUAUUUAAUUGUGUAAAUAUUUUUGGAUCUUCGGUUUUUAAUCAAAUUAUUAAAUUAAAUGAAGAAAACGGUUAUAAAAUCAAUAAUAGUAGUAAAAAUAAAUACGAUGAGACAAAUAAUAAUAGUAAUAGUGGUAAUGCUCGAAAUAACAAUGAUAAUGUCAACAAUAUUAUAGAUAACUUAAAUAACAACAUUAAUGAUAUAUUGAAUUGCAUACAAAACUCAUCUAAUAAUCGAAUAUUAAAUAAUAAUUUUAGUGGAAUUAAUAGUGCAAGCAAUGAAACAAUAUACAAUUUAAAUGCUACUAAUAGAGCAAGUCCAAAUAUUUCUUCGAACAAUAUUAAUAAUAAUGGUUUACAAGAAAAUACAGAAGCAGCUAACGAUGGUCACAAUGCCAAUAAUGAAUCACCACAAAAUACAUUAUAUAUAAAUUCAGCUACUAAUAAUGGAAUGAAUGGAAAAAAAUUAUCACACAAUGUAUAUAACUUCGAUUUAUUUAAUAAUAAAGAAAAAGGAACACAUGAUCCUUUAAAAGUUAAUGCUUCAUUACUUAUCCAUUAUUUUGCUUGUGCUGCAUAUUAUAUUAAAAAAAUUGAUGUAUUUAAUAAAAUGAAAUUUAGCAACGAGCCGAUAUAUAAUAAUUUUAAGCAAUAUUGUUUAUAUUUGUAUGUCGUUGACCAUGUAUCUAAAAUUUAUUAUAAAAAUGUAAGGAGCUUUAAUACGAGUGAAUGCACAAAAGGCUAUGUUAAUAAAAGUAUUAACGACGAUCCAACAACAUGUAUGCAUGGAAAUACAGAAAACCAAACUGAACCACAAACAGAUGAAAAAAACAUAUUUCCUCAAGGACAAAAUGAUGAAAUAAUUAACAAUUUGACAUUAAAUAAUUCAAUAAACAUUAAUGAUAAUAAAUUAAAAAAUAAAUCAACAUAUAUAGACAAUAAAAAUAUUGUUCCUUUCGGCAAUAAUAAAUUAAUGGAUAUGAAAUAUAUGAAUACCAUUUUUGCAGACAAUUAUGAGGGAAAUUAUCCAGAAAUGUUUGCUCAAGAUGUAUUACAGUUAAAAAAAACCGUUUCAGCUAAUAUUAUAAUAGAUAUUAAUAAAAAAGUUCAUCACAUAUCUUCUCCUAAUUCAGAAGUCAUUAAAUUAAAAAUAAACGAUAUGUUUCCAGUACCAAUAGAAAAUAAUAAGAAAGCUGAAAAUGAUAAUACUAAUUUUAGUGAAAAUAGUAGUAAUAUAUAUAAUUCGGAUAUGGAGAAAAUUAUCAAAUCAAAUAAAAACUAUAAAGACAAAAUCAAUAGCAGUUCAUUAAAGAAAACAACUAUGAAUAGACCUAAUGUAGUGUUUAGUGCAGACAACGAUUUUAAUUAUAUUUUACAUGAGAUAAAAUAUAAUAAAAUACAAACUUUUAAAUAUAUUGCUUCAAAUUCGAUCGAUACAAAUUUAAAAAUUAAUAAUAUGAAUAAUUUUAAGUUAGGCUCUCAUAUUGAAAUAACUAACAUCCACAAAUUGGCAGACCCAUUAAUAUUAAUAGGGGAUUCCUAUCUAUACUCUGGAACGACACAUUCAUCUUCCUUUACUAUAUCUAUUUCAUUAAAUAAUAAUACAAGUUAUGUAUUUGAUAAUAUUCAAAAAUUAAUGAAUGUAAAAAUAGGUAUUCUAAGCAUAAAGAGAAAAUACGACAAUAUGAAUGAUAUAUCAGUGUCAGAAUGUGACAAUACAAUUGAUAGUGAUAAAAAAGAAUAUAGUAACCACAAAGUCACAAUAAAUAAUGAAGAUAACAAAGCAAAUGCCCCAGAAAAACGUCAUAGAUUAAGUAAUAUUUCUCUCGCUAAUUAUAAGAACAUUUGCCCUAAAUCUAUUAAAAUCGAUGGAAUAUUCAGAUACUCCUCUUAUUUUCCAAAAAGCAUCGAAAAGAAAGUAUUUACUAAUAAAUCAAGAAAGAGCGAUAUUAAUAAUAAUAUUGUUAAUACUGAUGCUAAUAAUGAUGAAUCUUCUCCUAAAAAUGACAUUGCUUAUUUUUGUGAGGUUAAUAGGAAGCAUAAUGAAAAAUGUAAUGACACUAAUAAAACCUUCGAAGAUGGAAACGAAAUUGAUAAAUAUAAUGAUAUUAGCAUAAAAGAUGAAUAUAUAAAUAUUAAUAGCAAUAGUAAUAUUAAUAGUGUUGAAAACGAUAAUGAUAACAAUAAAGUAGAUGAUAAUGAUAAUAAAAAGAAAAUCGACACAGAUAUAUUCCCUGGUAAUCUAAAUGAAAAAAAUACACAAAAUAUUAAUUUAGUCAAAUGUGAGAAUAACUAUAUAACUUAUGAUAUUUUCAAUGAUAAAGUUUAUUCGAAAGGAUUUAUUGCUGAUGAUGUUCUAGAGAAAUUAAAAUCAUCUAUAGUAAAUAAAACAACUAAAAUAACUAUUACCGUCAAAAUAAUUGGUAAACAAAUAGUGUGGAUUGCAAAUGAUAUAUGUUUAAUGAAACAUGAAUUUAAUAUUGAUUUUAUGAACUUCGUACCUCUUAUUAUAGUAGAACCUUUAACAGAAAAUAAAAUGACAGAUGAACUAAACAAUAACUCGGGCAUGUCUAAUUUAUCUUUGCAUCUUAAAUUUAUAGAUACAAAUGAAAAAGUUUUUUCUUCAUCAUUAUCAAAUUUUUAUCUUAAAUUUGAAGAUACUCAUAAAAUUAAAUACAAAAAUAACUGCUUUGAUAAAAAUAAUAUAUGGGAACAUAUUAAAAAUUUAUGGAAUCCUAAAUGUUUUAUUUUUCCUGAUAAUAGAGGUACAACAGAAAAUGCGACUAUAGGAGAAACCGUUAAACAACAAAAUAUAUUUCCAUUAAUAAUACCAAAAUUAAAUAAUGAAAUUAUAGUAAAAUUAUGUAAUACAAAACAAAAGCACCAGAUUAUUUCUUGGAGAAAUUAUAAUACAAAUUCAUUUUUUUUAACCCCAAACAUCAAAAUUCAAAGCGGAUUGAUAAGCAGUUCUUAUUAUAUAUAUGGAAGAAAUUUUCACGGAAAAAAAUCGAAAAUUUUAUCCCUAGAUAAUCUCAAAAAUGUUAGAAAUGUACCAAUUAUGAAUUAUUACGGGUUUGAUAAGUCAAGUAGACAUAAAGAACCGAAUAUAAAGAAUUUGGAAUCAUUAAAUAAUGGUGAAUUUAAAAAUCCAAAAACGUAUUUAAGUAUUCAAAAUAUAUCUAAUAUGCAAAAACCAUAUACUAAAAUAUCAAACACAAAUACAAAUAUUAAUGUAAUCAAAGAAAAUUUCAACAAAAAAGUGAAAGGCGAUUUAAAUCUGACUAGUCAUUUAGAUAAGAUAUAUAAAAAUGAAUUUAUUGAAAUAAAUAAAAGAGGAAAACACGAUAAUUCAUAUAUUUCUUUAUCACAUGAUAAUAAAAAUAUUGAAAAAUAUAGAAAACAUAUAAAUAGUAAUUUAGCUUCAAAAACAAGCAUAUAUGAAUUAGAUGAGAUUAACAAAAAGCAAUAUACAUCAUAUUAUAAUGAAUCUAUACAAGAAUGUGUUGGAAGGAAUGUAAUUCAUAGUAAUUGUAUAAAUGAUUAUUUUACUAGAGGUAGUAAUGACAAUAAUUUACAUAUAAGAUAUAAACUUAAUAGUUUACCUAAAUUAAAAAAAGACUUAUACAAUAUAAAAUAUAGUUCAAUACAAGAAAUUAAUAAUGUAAUUCAAAGUGAUAAUAAUAUAGAAAAAUCAUACGAGCCUAUUCACGAAGAUAAGCUUGACAAUUGCAAUAAUCUUUGUAUGUAUUAUGUAGGAUGCAAAGAAUUUAAAUCAUGCAUAGAUGCUUAUGACUCUGUAUUUCCUGCAAAACAUUUUAUUUUUAAUUGUACUGUCAAAAUUAAUGAACAUGAUACUAUUAAUAAUUCAGAUGACAUUAAUAAUUCUGUUGGUAUAGUAUGGGGAAUUUAUCGUUGGUUGUGGAAAAGUAAUGGUACUUUUAUUUGUCCAUUGAAUCUUCCUUUACCUACUUCUGAGCUUCCGUCUGACAAAAUAGAAGAAUGUGAAUUGCAAGUACCAGGAUUUAAAAAUAAUGACAAUUUGUGUAUUGAAUUCGAACCAUUAUAUCAAAGCUUAUUUUUCUACAAAAAUGGAUUCUAUGAAUUUGGUUUCAAAUUUGAUACAUUUUAUAACUAUAGAAAUAUGAAUAAAUCACUAUUUUGUGACAAAUUUAAGGAAAUAAAAACGAAAGAAUUUCAAAAUGCGGAAAAAAAGGCACACAUUUCCAGUAAUACUAACAAUGUAAAUUGUGUUGAUUUAGGAUCAAUUAAAAAUGAGCUAAAUAAACGUAAAAAUGAACCCAAUGAUAUGAAUUACGAACAAAAAGACAAUGAAAAGAUUCUAACAGAAAAGGACGAUAAAUAUGAUAAUUAUGAAAGUUCGAAUGCCUUAAUAAAUGAAUCAUUAAAUUUGACAUCUAGACCACGACGAAAUAUCACAUAUACAAAUAACUCUUUAGAAAAAAAAUCUAAUAAAAAAAUUAGUGGAAUAACACACUAUAGCAUAAAAACAAAAGAUAGAAAAGUAUAUCAAGAUGUGCAUAGUAAAAAAAACGAUACUAUUAUCUAUAAUAGCGAUAACAACACGUGUGAAGAUAAUGAAGAAGAAUAUCGUAAAAAUCAAAUGCUAACAAGAAUUAAAAAUCAUGUUAAUAUGAUUAAAUUAUAUAAUUCAUUAUUAUUAAAUGAUUGCGAUAAUGUUACUUCUAUUUUGGAAAAUAAUUCUGAACUAUUAAUGAAAUCUGAUGAAAAUAAACCAGAAAUAUCAUUUGAUCAUUAUGAAAUGAACCAAGAAGGCUUUUCAUGUGAGCUUAUAUCAUCAAUGAAGAAUAUUAUAUAUGAAAAGCAUUUAACACCGCUAAUAUUAGCAUGCAGAAUAGGUUGUGAAAGUUGUGUUAAAAAAUUAAUAAAACUUGGUAAAGUUAAUCCUAAUUCUUCUUGUUAUAAACUGGAUAAAGAAACACCUUUAAUGGUAGCAGCGCAAUGUGGACAUAUCAGAAUCGUAUCUAUGCUUGUGUGUGUAUAUGGUGUACAAAUUAAUAAACGAGAUUCUAAAGGAAAUACUGCUUUGCAUAAAGUUAUAUUAGAUUCAUGUAAUAGUGAAGAAAAAGGUGAUAUUAUAAAAAUGGUUCAAACUUUAUUAAAAUUAGGCGCUGAUCCUACUAUCAUGAAUAAAAAAGGAAUGUCUGUUGAAAAUUUAGCAGAAAAAGGAAUAAUUAAAAACAAAAAAUUAGAAAAUAUUUUAAAAAUUUGGAUUAAAUUAUCAUCAAAAAAUACCAAAAAAGGAAAAAAUUUUUAUAUUAAUGAAGAGUUUAUUCCUGGUCUCCUUUCAAAUUGUUCAGUAGCUGUUGGGUUUAAUGCAAAUCAAAAAAGUUCUUACAAAAGUUUCUCAGUAAAAAUCAAUUCUUUUGUCAUAGGUGGAGAAGAAUUGAUAACUGAAAAGGUUUUGAAUCAUUCUAAGAAUAGCCAAAUAAGUUGGAGCGAUGCUAAUGGAUAUGAAUAUAAUUUUUAUGAUGAAAAUAGACAAACUUUAAAAACGAAGAGUAAGCCUCAUUACACUGAUGAUUCUUUACAAAAUAACCAUAUAAUAAAUUUAUUCAAUAUUGGUAAAAAUAAAAAAGAAGAAAAAGAAAAUAACAGUAAAGUUUCAGAAGACAUAAACUCAUAUCAAUCAUAUUAUUUACUUGAUAAGAAAGGAAAUAAAGAAAAUGAAUUAAAAACAAUGAAAAAGAAAACCAAAGGAGUAUCUAUAAAAAAUAAAAUUAAAAAAAUUACUAAUAAAGAAUGUGAAAUUAAUACAUUAUAUAAUAAAUAUGAUAAAAAUUGCAUCGGAAAUGAUAACAUUAUAGAAUUUGCAGAAGCUAAUAAUGAUGCAAUAAUUUUACAAAAGGACUAUUUAAUAGGAAUGGACAAUCAUGCAAAUAAAAAUAAUUAUGAAGACAUAAAUAACAACCACAUCAAUGCUAUAUUUAAUCAUAUUGUUAUCCACCCUUGUAUUGAUGACGAAUUUGUAAAUGAUACUGAGUUUUAUGAUAAACAACAAAAUGAUAAAAAAGAAAAAAAUAAUAUUUUACAUCUGAAUGAUAUAAAUAAAAUGAAUCAUAAUAAAUUAAAUUUUGAUCAUGUUGAGAACAAUAAUUGUGAAUAUAACCUUGUAUUUUCGAAAUUUAAAACAGAGUCCUAUAACUAUCAAUACUUGCAUGAAAGUCUUUUAGAAUUUAUAAACAAAUCUGGUAUAUUUUCAGAUAUUCUAAAAAAUACCGGUUAUUUAGAUGCAAAAAAAAUAAGUAGUAUUCCUAAAUUAGAAGAAUUAAAUAGUAUAUUAACCAAGGUUAAAAAUGAAGAUGAUUUAAUUAUAGGAUUUGAAAAAUUUUUAGAAUUAUUUGAUGCACUUUGUAUGGAUAAAAAAUUAAAAUAUUUAUUAAAUAUGGAUAUAAAAAAGAAUAUAGAAAAAUAUAGUUCCUUAUUAGAUUUAGGUUAUAUGCUAUUAAAAAUAGAUAUAUAUUGCACCAUAUUUAACAGCUUCAAACAUAAAUGGUCUAAUGAUGUGCAUGAGCAAUGGAAGAAAAACUUAUUAAAAAAAAUGGGUAUUUUAAAUGAAUUCCAUGAUAUAAAAUGGAUAACAGAUUCAUAUACAUUUUUUAAAUAUGAGAGUGAUGUAUUAGAAUCAGCAACAAUUAUUAAUAAAGCAUUGCAAAGCAACGACCACUUUUUAUUUUACAAUAAUUUAAUAAACACAAUUAAUGAUAAAAAUAUGUUAUUAAAUAUGGCUUUACAUGAUUCAUGCUUAUUUAAUGAAAUUUUUAAAAGUAGAGAUGUAAAUAAUGAAAAUAGAGGGCUAUUUUUAUCUGAUUUAUAUUCAAAAAAAUCAUUCUUAAGGGAUUACAUUUUCCAAGAGAAUAGUAACAAUAAUGAUGUAAAUGAGCAAGACAAAUAUUCAAAUUAUUUACGGGGAUAUACUAUAAAUAAAAAAGACAAAUCAAAGAAAGAACUUUAUUUUGUUCCUAAUAUUCCUGACGAACAGUUCGAUGAAAAUAAAAACAAAGCAAAAUCACGAACAAAUAAUAUAAAUGAUAAACAUACUCAUAUAACAGAUUCUGCACAAUGUAUACCAUUGUUUAGAAUUUUUAGCGAAAUGCAUAAUAGUAAUAGCGAUUUGAAUAGUGUAACAAAUAAUAUGCAUUAUAUUACUAAUGAAAAUGAAAUUGAUAAUUAUGGAUUAGACAAUAUAGAUGAUUCAAUAAGUGAACGAAUCAAUGAAAAAGAAAAGAAUAGUGAAAACGAAAAUAUGAAUUUUGCUUCAUGCAACCAUUCUUCUGAUCACCACGAAAGAAUAAGCUAUAACCAGAUUGAAACUAAUAUAGAAUCAUAUAAUAUAGACAACGAUGCAAAAUGCAAUAACACCAAAAAGGAUAUUUUGAAAAGUAAUGACGAUAUUAAACAACGAGAUAACAAAAUGGCUAAGCAAAGCUCUAUACGAUCAAUUAAUUUAGAUAUAUUAGGUGAAAGUAAUAGUAACACUAGAAAGGACCUUGAUAAUAAUAACAUAAACAAUAUUGGUAGCAAUAGAAGAGCAAAUAAUAGAAAAAAAAGUCAAUUGAACAUUAAAAAGCAAGAAAGAGAAACACAUAUCAAGUUUGAAAACAAUUUUACAGAAGAUAUGUCUAGUUAUAAUAAUUUGUCCUUUGAUACAUUAAAAAAAAAUACUAACUGUGGAAAAGAAAGUAAAAAUAAAAAUUAUAUUAAUGAAAAAGAAAAAAGGGGCAGCUCGAGUAUAUUAGGAAAUAUAAAUGAAUCAGGUAAAAAUUAUGAUAAAGAAAAUAACAAACUGAAUGAUGUAAAUAAAAAGAACAAAAAAUAUAAGAAAGAUAAAUAUGUUUCAGUAAGUGAUACAAAUGAUUCAUGUAAUUAUAUAUAUGAAGACAAUUUAAAUAAAAAAAAUAUGCAUGAAAAUGAUAUCUAUUAUGAAGGGGAUUAUAUAGAAUAUGAUAAAAAAGAAGAAAGAGACUUUAAAUUAUUAUGUGAAAUAGAGUUAAUAUCUAAGCCAAAUGAAAAUGAAUUAAUCAGAGAAGAAUGUAAUAAAAUAUGGCCAUAUACAUUAGAUAUAUAUAUUUUGCAUAUAUAUGAUUUAAUAAGUAGCUAUAUGGAUUCCCCCGAAAAAUUAAGUCUUUUUGUUUAUCAUGCAUUUGAUAUAGAAAAAAUAAAGAAGAAAUUACCAAGUAAAACAUCACAAUUAUGGAAAAGAAUAAAUAUAUCUUUAGACGAAUUUAUUGAAGAAAUUAAAAAAGUUCACAAUUUUACAAUGAGGGUAAUAUAUCAAAAUAACUAUAAAAAAUAUGGUGCUUUCCCUCCAAACUUUAAGAAGUAUUUUACUCUUUCUGAAGAAUGUUUAAAAAAUAUUGCAAAAAAUAAAAUGGUUAUGACAGUAGAUUAUUAUAAAAAUCAUGUAUAUGAGCAAAAUAAAAAUACAUUUUUAAAAAUUAUACAAGAUCGUAUAUCAUUGUUAAAUGUGUUUAAUAAUUAUUUUGAAAAUUGUUUACCAAUUUCAGCAGUUUUGUUUAAUAAGCCUGUUGUACAUUUAGAAGAGCAUGGAUUACGUACCUUGGAAUGCCCGUUAUGCUUUUUUAGUAGCAACGAUAGAUAUUUGCCAUGGAACGAAACAAAUUUAAAAAAAUAUAAUGGAAUAUACAAUUUUAGUAGUUAUUUACUUAAUCUUAACAAAUGUGACAAUAUUAAAGAUGCCACCAAAAAUAUCUCACAGAAAAUUAAUGACGACUAUCAGUUUUCAUUUACAAAUGAUAGUGAUAAUAAUUAUUUUGACAAUAAUGAUAAAAUUAUUGAUGAAAAAACUACUACAAAUAACAAUUUAAGCUGUAUAAAGCAUUGUAAAAAUGGAUAUUAUUCUAAUAAGAUGGUUUUAGGAAUGGGUUCUUCUGAUUUGCCUAUUCAAUUGUCUUCAUAUUUAUUUGUUAAGAAACUACUUAAGCAUGAUACUGUUUCAAAAUUAUGGAAAGAAUGUAUUAAAAAUAUUACUUCAGCAAGUCCAGAAAAAUCUAAUUUAACAUUAAAAAUAGAUAGAGGUAUGGCAGCAACUGCUAAAAACAUUACCCAUUCGAUGUGGUAUCAAAGUACAUUUUCAUUAUUAAAUAUGGAUACACAUAAACUUAGAAGAAAACCAAGAGAUAGACCUUUUAUGGUAGUAUUUAUUGGAGAAGGUGCAACUGAUUUCGGUGGUCCAUUUCAUGAAUAUCUUUCAUCUAUAUCAAGAGAAGUUAUGGGAAAAUUAUCGGAUUCUCCAGAUAAAAGUUUACCAAUGUUUCAAUUAUGUAUACCAUGCCCGAAUUAUACACAAGCAAUUGGAGAACGUCAAGACACUGUAAUUAUAAAUCCCAAAACUAGUCCUUAUUCGAUUCAAGAGGCAGAUUAUGUUGGAGAAAUAGAUAUAAUUGAUAAGUUAGAAAAUUAUAGAUGGCAAAUAUUGCAAGCAUAUAAUUCUAUUAAAAGUAUUAAAAAGAAGUUGCACAAACCACAAUUUAUGAAAUCUCAAACGUAUAAAAACAAAGAUGAGAACAAAUUAUAUGAAGAAAAUUUAAAAGAGAAUGCAAAUCAAGAUUAUGAAUUGUACGCAAUGCAAGCUGAUGAAAACGGAAAUGAUCAUAAUGGGGAACCCAAUAAUAACAUAAAUGAGUGUAGCGGAGAACAUGUAUACUUAAAGAAUAACAGUUUAAUUUCUAAAGAAAGUUCAUUUGAUAACGAAUAUGCUAAUAUCAAUGAAAAUCCUAAUGAAAAUGGAAAGCAUCUUAUGACAAAUGGGCAAUGUGUUUACACAGAAUGCAGUAAUGACGAUAUGCAUAAUGCAAAAAAAGGUUCACCAAAAAAGAAAAAAGGAAAUAAAAAUAAUAAAUCAUGCUCUAAAAAUAAGAACUAUAGCUAUUUAUUGAAUAGUAAAAAAUCGGUAACUUUUGAAAAACUGGAAAAUGAAAAUCAAACAGAUAGUUCUUCAAAUAAUAAAUGUGAUAGAUAUUCGUCAUUUGAAUCUAAUUUCCCCACCGACUCUGUAUUUGAAAUUAUUAAUAAUACAUCAUUAAAAACAAUAAGAAAUUUUAUUAACAAAAUUUUAAAAAAAAAUGAUAAGGAUAAUGACAAAUCAACAUUAUAUAAUAAAACAGACCAAAAUGACGAAUUUAAAAACAUACAAAAUAAAGGAGAUAAUUCUACUACUACUAAUAAUGGACAAAAUAGUGAGAAUAUAGGAUAUGAUGAAAAAACUAUUAAAGCCAUGGAAUUAGCUAUGUAUGAAUCUUUAGGUAGAAUUAUGGGAAUGUGUAUUUGUAUUGCAUCUCCAUUAAAUAUAUGCUUUAACCCUAUAAUAUGGAAAAAGGUAUCUGGAAUUCCAUUAGAAUUACAAGAUUUAUGUGAUUAUGAUCUGGUUGCAGUAGAAAUGCUAAAGACAUUAAAAAUGCUAAACUCUGAAAAAAAAGAUGUGUGGAAUACUGAACUGACAUACUCUUUAGGAGAUAUGACAUUUAUGACUGAAGAUUCAGGUGGCAAUUCAAUUGAACUUAUAAAAAAUGGAAUGAAUGUACCGAUAAACUUUGAUAAUCUAGAUUUAUUCAUUAAAUUAAUGACAAAAUGUAAAAUGAAUGAGUCAUCAAAAGGAAUUACAUAUUUAUUAAAAGGUUUUAGUUCAGUAAUACCUUUAGGAAGAUUAAGAUUAUUAUAUGAUUUUACUGAUAUCGAGCAUAUGGUUUGUGGCGAAAGAGAAAUUAAUUUAGGUGUUUUAAAAGCACAUACUUGGUUUAAUGAUUUAAAAAUGAAAGAUAAACUUUUUGCAGUUUUAGAAAAAUUUACUAAUGAGCAAUUACAAUCAUUUCUUAGAUUUGUUUCGGGUCGUUCAAGAUUGCCUACAACAAAAAAUGAUUGGCAUAUGAUCAUAGAUGUAGAGAAUACCAAUAAUAAUACUAAUGACGUCGACCAAAGACUGCCUACAGCUGUUACAUGUGGAUUCCGAUUGCUAUUACCACCAUAUUCUUCUAUAGAAAUUUUGAAGGAAAGGCUUUUAUAUGCAAUCAAAAAUUGUACAGCUAUUGAUUUAGAUGCAUAUGUUGUUCAUGAUCAAAUGCAAUUGAUGUAUGAAGAUUAA
Molecule: messenger RNA, 26454 nt
Organism: Plasmodium vinckei vinckei
Lineage: Eukaryota; Apicomplexa; Aconoidasida; Haemosporida; Plasmodiidae
Product: HECT-domain (ubiquitin-transferase), putative
Exons: 1
Coding region: 1-26454 (8817 amino acids)
Molecular function (GO): ubiquitin-protein transferase activity; protein binding
Source: RefSeq, a predicted model, not a curated record